AUGGUGGAAGGCCCCAAAUUAGCCGGUAUCAUGAGCGGAGGUGGCGGCGGGAAUUUUCACGGGAGGAAGUUGUACGACCUCGCCUUCUACCAGAAGCUCGGGGACGGUUCCACCAUGUCAGUAGAUAGCAUCGGCAGCUUGGAGACCAGCACCGUCGGAGGCUCCGUAGCCAUGUCCGUGGACAACAGCAGCGUCGGGUCCAACGACUCGCAAACCCUGUUCCUCAAUCAGUUGGGUCUCCGGCCCAUGCCCACCAACAUCAACUCCGUGGGAUACAGCAUUCUCCGUCCCACCAGGGUAUAUCCUUCCCUCGGCGAUGAUGCGCUGGGUCAGGCCUUAAUGGACGACCGAUUCCCUACCCAGGGAUUGGCAGAGUAUGAUGAGUGGACGAUUGAUCUGAGAAAGUUGAACCUGGGGGCGCCCAUCGCGCAGGGGGCGUUCGGGAAGCUCUACAAGGGAGCGUACAAUGGAGAGGCUUAGGGUUUAGGGUUUACGGUUUAGGGUUUAGGGUUUAGGGUUUAGGGUUUACCUGCUGGUAUGGGGGGUGUUGGGUCUACUACCACCUUCCUUCCCUUUGGGGUGGAUAUAGAUGCUCGAGAGAUAAGAUGUGACACCGAUGUAGGUGGAGUUGUCCUCCCAAAACUGGCUGGAGGGACACCAGUCUAGACCAGUAGUGGUCAAGAGAGAGCACACGAGUUUGUAUGGGAGGGCGGCUACGUGUAGUCUUCCUUGCUUAGUGAUAUAAUCAUCAUACGACAUGAGUGAUAGAUAAAUCACGACAGACUCUGAAGAUGAUGGGGUGAUCUCAUGUCGAGAAGUAUGGAUGAUGUGUCCAAAAACUGUGCAGUGGGUGUAAAAAUGAGGUAGUCUCUCGUAUAUAACUGUUUGAUAGAUCUUCUCAUCCCCAUUCUGCACACUGAUCAUGCGCUGAAGUGGGGGCCAAAAGGUCUAUCUCUACACUUGUGCAUAAUCUCGGUUGUCAAACAUAUUAACGCCUGGAUCUAGCUCCCAUUGGUGCCCUGCAUGUCAGCUCUCGCUGGUGCAGGCACAGAACCCAUAACUGAGAAACGACGUCAGUCACUUGUGGCGCCUUUUCCUCUGGUAAAUCCAGUCAUUUGAUCUGUAGAUCAAUGGUGGAAAUAGCAUCGCCGGCUGGCAUCGCCUCGAUCUCUAGGGCCGGGGGAUCUUCAGUCGACAACAAAUCCUGACCGUCCAUCAAUCGACCAUUCAGGCGAUCGAUGGUUCCGAUUUUUGGACCGUUGCAGGCCCAAAGUGUGCUUCUUCCCUCGGUUUGUCAUUGACCGGACACGGGUUUGCUGAUGAAAAUGAUGAUUUACUCAUCAACGAAGCAUCAAAAUAA
Molecule: messenger RNA, 1360 nt
Organism: Spirodela intermedia
Lineage: Eukaryota; Viridiplantae; Streptophyta; Magnoliopsida; Alismatales; Araceae
Source: the annotation of a GenBank genome assembly